AUGUUCCGUUCUUUGGUGCUGUAUCCAUUGAGAACUGGACGGAUUUUGGUAUCUUCCUAUUUGAAUAGUGUCACGCGAAAAGCUCUUUCAUCUGGUGAGCCUAUUCCUAUCGGUCAGACAGAACCACGACUUUCAAUACAGUACACCUGCGGAGUGUGCGGUAGUCGUCAGGGUCCUAAAACGUUUUCACGGAACUCCUACGAAAAAGGUGUGGUUAUUAUAACCUGUGAUCAGUGUAACAAUCACCACAUCAUCGCGGAUAAUCUUGGUUGGUUCCACGACUUUAAGGGCAAAAAUAUCGAAGAGAUCCUUCAGCAGCGGGGAAUUCCUGUUAAGAAAGGCAUAAGUAUAGAAGCAGACGCUACUGCUCAAGAAAACAUCAAGAAUGACUAG
Necator americanus (New World hookworm) is the source of this 393-nucleotide messenger RNA. RefSeq lists its product as uncharacterized. NCBI's taxonomy places the organism in Eukaryota, Metazoa, Nematoda, Chromadorea, Rhabditida, Ancylostomatidae. Gene Ontology annotation, biological process: protein folding; protein stabilization; protein import into mitochondrial matrix. The transcript has 4 exons. The record is from RefSeq and is a predicted model, not a curated record. Gene Ontology annotation, cellular component: mitochondrion. Gene Ontology annotation, molecular function: zinc ion binding; protein-folding chaperone binding. Bases 1 to 393 code for a protein of 130 amino acids.